AUGACCAAUCUGCUGGAAUCAGCUCAUACACAUCUGCAAAGAGCCGUGCAGCAUCUCGAGCUUUCAAAAUUGCAAUACGAAAGCGCUAAAGCCACAUACCAAAGCGCAAAGGCUGUUUAUGAAGCCGUUGAAACCUCGCAUCUCAAUUCGGAAAGCACGUCGCCAGCUACCUUCCUCUGCGAUUCUUGUGCCGCUAUCUCAAUUUCAAACAUCUUCGACACGGCUUCGACAAGAAAGGCGUAUCGACGCAAAGUAGGGGAUCUCUUUCAAGCCGUAGAGGGAUUGUCCUCAUGCGUGCUCUGCAAAUUCCUGAUAGAGGCUUUUCAACUGGGAGAUCCUGAACACUCGGAACGGCUUCACGCUCAUCUAAAGCCAAGAGUUACUGCUAUUUAUUUCACGUCGGACCCUGAUGGCAGACCAUGGUCUAGGAAGGCAGGUGUUGACACAAACCUGUCCCCCUGCCCUUUCGUCUGGCUCCAGACCGGUCCACCGACAGGGACGGGCGAGCCACACAUAUGCAUCAGCUUUGAACCAAGAUCCGGCGCUGAUGCGAAACCGUGA
This is a messenger RNA of Endocarpon pusillum Z07020, 561 nucleotides long. RefSeq lists its product as uncharacterized. The record is from RefSeq and is a predicted model, not a curated record. Bases 1 to 561 code for a protein of 186 amino acids. NCBI's taxonomy places the organism in Eukaryota, Fungi, Ascomycota, Eurotiomycetes, Verrucariales, Verrucariaceae. The transcript has a single exon.